AUGUGGAGGAGAGUUUACUUUCUGCUCAUCUUGGUGCGCGUCUACUUUGCGCUGUCGCCGAGCUAUCUACACCCCGACGAGAACUUCCAGGGGCCCGAGGUCAUAGCUGGACGCGUCUUUUCUUACCCCGUCCACGAAACAUGGGAAUUCACCUCCGCGAACCCGAUCCGCAGCACCUUUCCGCUAUGGCUUGCAUACGGCUGGCCCAUGUUUCUCCUGCGCUGGCUCUGGGAGGGAUUCGGAUACGACGUCUCACCCUCGGUGGUCUACUGGGCACUACGUGUGCUCAUGCUCACGCUGAGCGUGGUCAUGGAGGACUGGGCCGUACAUGAGCUGGUGGCAUCGCCGCGCGCGCGACGUGUCGCUGUCCCGCUGGUCGCGUCUUCGUACGUGACGUGGACGUUUCAGACGCAUACAUUUUCAAACAGCCUCGAGACACUAUUAGUGAGCUGGAGUCUAGUGCUAAUACAGAGGAUUGUCGAAGACAAGAAACGGUCCGGCAUCUUGGCCUCCUCCAUUCUGGGCUUCAUGGUCGUGGUGGGAGUCUUCAAUCGCAUUACAUUUCCUGCGUUCCUGCUUCUUCCUGCGUUCAGCCUGCUACCGCAUUUCUGGCGAAAGCCAUUUUCGUUCGUCUUCCUCGCUAUAUUUGCUCUCUUCACAGCUUUUGUCGCUAUCUGCGUGGACACGGCAUCUUAUACCCCUGGUGAAUUCGCCUUAUCAAAAGUCUUCAGCAAUGCGGUCAUUACUCCUCUUAACAACUUCCUCUACAACUCCGAUGCUGCGAACCUCGCUCAUCACGGCAUACACCCACGGUACCAGCAUUUCUUGGUCAAUCUCCCUCAACUACUCGGACCGGCCUUUCCACUCCUAUUUCUUCUACGCCGAGCACAUAUUAGUCCAAUCCUAGUCUCGGCAUUGUCAGGCAUCGCGUUGCUUAGCAUCUUCCCGCACCAGGAAGCUCGGUUCUUAACCCCGGCGGUACCACUCAUUCUCUCUUCGAUUCGUCUCCCGAGUCCUCGUUUCAAGAAUGCCUGGAUAUACACAUGGGUCAUCUUUAACCUUGCCCUUGGCACGUUGAUGGGUGUCUAUCACCAGGGUGGCAUUGUUCCUGUGCAGAUGCACAUCGCCAAAACAAAUGAGAUGGUCACGCACACGUUCUGGUGGAAGACGUACAGCCCACCAACCUGGCUUCUGAACGGCAAAAACGAAGAAUUGACAACAGUGGAUUUGAUGGGUAUCCCAGGCGACCAGAUGCUCGAGAAGGUCAAACAAGUCCUACCACCAUGUAGAACACGGAAACCCCCCCAGAUUGAAGGUCGGGGCGCGAUCUAUCUAGUCGCACCACGCUCAGCAUACUUCCUGAAGCCCUAUAUGGAUCCCAACCAGCAAGAAGAGAUCUCGCUCGACGAAAUAUGGAGCUACAGACAACAUCUCAAUCUAGAUGACAUGGAUUUCGCAGACGAUGGCUUCCUGGAGACCAUAGGCCGAGUAGUCGGCGACCGAGGACUCGUCGUUUGGCGCGUAACUCGGAACUGCUGGGCAACGCCCCAGUAA
This is a messenger RNA of Cucurbitaria berberidis CBS 394.84, 1554 nucleotides long. Its product is annotated as glycosyltransferase family 22 protein. Lineage: Eukaryota; Fungi; Ascomycota; Dothideomycetes; Pleosporales; Cucurbitariaceae. Gene Ontology annotation, molecular function: alpha-1,2-mannosyltransferase activity. Gene Ontology annotation, biological process: GPI anchor biosynthetic process. Gene Ontology annotation, cellular component: endoplasmic reticulum membrane. The coding region runs from base 1 to 1554 and encodes 517 amino acids. The transcript has 4 exons. The record is from RefSeq and is a predicted model, not a curated record.